Malaya genurostris is the source of this 3986-nucleotide messenger RNA. RefSeq lists its product as uncharacterized. Gene Ontology annotation, biological process: proteolysis. Bases 1504 to 3105 code for a protein of 533 amino acids. Gene Ontology annotation, molecular function: serine-type endopeptidase activity. NCBI's taxonomy places the organism in Eukaryota, Metazoa, Arthropoda, Insecta, Diptera, Culicidae. The record is from RefSeq and is a predicted model, not a curated record. The transcript has 7 exons.
CGGAGCAACAGGCAGCAACCGAUCGGUAGUUCGGCGAGUCCGCGUUCGUUCAGCUGAGAACUUUCGAUUUCAUCGAGUUGAUCAAAACAACGGCGGAACUUUACUGUGAUCUAAACAGUUUCCGAGAAACCGAGAAACGAGAUUCACUGUUCGAAUUGUUCGUCGCGUUACCGGAGGUUCCGGAAGUGUGAUCAUAUAUGACAACAUUAGACUAGUGGAAACUUCGGGUGUACCGGAGGCUGGACACAGGUUCGAUUCAAUACCCGUUCGUCGAACGUCCGCCCAGUGUGAAAGUACUUGAUUUUAUUUUUGGCCAACAGGAAAGGAACAAAAUCAUGAAUGUUUAAGUGGUAAUUGGCCUUAAUUUGACCUCGGCACCGGAAAAUGUGCUAAAUUCUGGGCCAUAACUUCCGUGAGCGUCGAUCAAUCCUCCAGAAGACUCUACAAGGCCGCCCUUUGCCUUCGAGGGGGGGGGUUGGGAACAACAGCAACCGAAGAAAGAAGAAGUAGUAGUAGUAGAAAUGAUCGGUUUGGUCCAAUUCAGUAGUGAAAGUCGCUAAAAUUAAGCCACGAACAAGUGCUGCAAAGACUUCUUGGUGUCAACGGAACCAGACCGGGAGAAGUCGUGAAAAGUAGACCCGAGGACGGUACCAUUUUCCUGUAAUUUGGAUUAAUGUGAAACGAUUGGUUUGAAGCCGACUGCCCCGACUGUUGAUUGGUUCGCUUUCUAGCCACAAACCGACCGUCCGACCGACCAACCAACCAACAAGAAGCAAGUGUCACGGCAAGCCAUUAACGUCGGGCUGUAGCGGGGGCAAAGUGAGAUCCCCCAGCGAAAAAAAGUGACUAAAAAUGCAAAUUCUUCCGUGGAGACAGUGAACGGACGGAAAUCGCAGUGCAAAAAAAAACAUAUAAAUAUAUUCAAAUCCCUCCGCACGCCGGGGCAAAUUAUUUCCAUACAUGACUUCAUUUCGUACCGCUUAGGGUUGAGGUGAAGAAAAAAAAAGUGCGAUCAGGGACACCGAAAUCCGCUGACGAUGGGAAUCGCUCAAGAUGCCGCCCGACUAAGCUGGCGGAUUUGUAUUAUCCUAAUCUGCUAAGGGUUAUGCAGAUCCGUUACAAAGAAUACGAACCGCGAGAGAGAGAAACGACGAAACAGAAUAGCAGCCUUCCGGGCAACAGUUGCCGUUUUUGGUACCAGAUGUGAAUUAGAAUUAGCGGGCCCCACACUUUGGCACCCACAGCCAGCCAGCCGGAAUGUGUCACCGGCAUGUGAAUAGGGUAAAGUGAAAAAAAAAGCAAACAGCAAUAAUAGGAAAUAAUUAAUUCGAACGGAUAAAUCUAAAUUGUCGAACGAACAAGUGAAAACUAUUUCGGAUCCGGGUGAGCAAAAAUUGCUCCGGCAUCGGUUCCUGCGGCGGGGGGAUAAAACGGAACACGGCCUAUCUCGGUCCGGGUACGAACCGAAACUUGCGGCAGCACGAGGAAACACGGUCGGGAAACAUGCAAAAUGAAUACAACAUGUGCAUGACCAUUCUGUUGCUGAUCGUCGGUUCUGUACGAGCGGAGCACCUGUUAUUCUCGGAUUGCGGAAUCCGUACCUCUCGUAGACAACCGCGAAGCAGCAGCCAAAACAGCAACCACCACAACAACAACGACUGGAGUAACUACUACAACCGAAGUACGUCACAGCAGCAAGGAGACGGCCAAUCCGAGCAGCUGGAAGCUAGCGAAUCGGACGGACCGAGUAGGAAUCCCAAGAUAAUGCACGGAACACCGACCCUGGAAGGGCAGUACCCGUGGCAGGUUUCACUCGAACUGCUUCAUCCCUCGUACGGAUUUAUCGGGCACUGGUGCGGUGGUGUUUUGAUCGACCGGAACUGGGUCCUUUCGGCGGCACACUGCAUUCACAAUGAUCUGUUCAAUCUUCCACUGCCUGCCUUGUGGACCGUGGUUCUAGGAGAAUACGACAGGUCUCGGGAGUCCGGUUACGAGCAACGAAUUCCAGUAGACAAAAUAGUUCUGCACGAAAAGUACCACAACUUCAAGCAUGAUCUUGUGCUCCUCAAACUGAACAGGCCGGCCAACAUGGCACCGAACGCUCGGGUGAAGAAAAUAUGCCUACCGUUCGCGGACAUCAAAGUCAACAGCGUUGCGUACGAUCCGCGGCCGGAACUGGACCGCACGAGAACAAAAGCCAACGGUGGUACGCUCUUCUUCUACGACUAUCUCGGGCGGCCACCGGAGUCCGCUGGUGAUGUCACUGCCGGAGGGAGCACCGAAGACGAUGAAACCCGAGGGGAAGUGGGCACGGAGCCCAACUUUCCGGAACCACUCUGGGAACGGGACGAUAAUUAUCUGCGACGGUUGCGGCUGCUAGGCGAAAGUCCCGAACGGCCGCGAACCGCGCAGCUUGUUGUAAAUCGAUUGGUACGGGAACAAUUGCAUCGAAAAAGCAAUUCAACAGCAACUGCUGCACACAGAAGGUCGUUCCGCCGGGGACGACGGUUAUACCAAUCCUCGGAAUCCGAUGAUGACGACGAUAACGGCGGUGAAUAUUAUGGUACGGAUGGGAAUCGCCGUGGGACCCGCCACGGUGCCAAACGACGACGGAACGAUAAAUUUGCCCACGGGGGUUUCUACCGACGGGAUCACUAUCGGAACGAGUUCGUCGAUGAAGAUGACGACAAUGGCAGUAGUAGCAGCACCAACAGCGCUGGAAUCAGUGCCAUUCCUGAUACGACCCAGUACGUGGACUGCCUGGCAACAGGUUGGGGCAAAUCGACAAUCGAUGAUGAAUUAACUGACAUCCUGCUGCAGACGAAGGCCCCCAUCCAGAAUAGUAAAAAAUGUGAAAAGGCGUACGGAGAUUUCAUCCGACUACAUCGUGGCCAUCUCUGUGCGGGGAAUCUCGACGGAACCGGCGGAACUUGUGUGGGUGACUCGGGAGGUCCGCUGCAGUGCCGCAUCACCAAGCAUGGCCCCUGGAUUCUAGUCGGAAUAACUUCGUUCGGGUCGGGAUGUGCAUUCAAGGACUAUCCGGACGUGUACACCAAGAUCUCGUUCUACCGCCAGUGGAUCAUGGACACCAUACAGGCCAACUAGGCGGACGGAGCCGGAGGCAAACGAGGCAGACAGUCAAGACGGAAUCGAUCAAUCCGAAACAAUCGUCCAACAUUUGUGGACUUUGUCGUUCGUCGUUUGUUGUGCAGUCAAUUGAAAACGUUUGGUUUUCAGAAGUUGAAAUGUGAGAAACAAGACAAACAAAAAUAAAAAUUGUGAUAUUACUUUUACAUCGAAGGAACGGCGGUCGAAUUCGACAAUUUUCAUUAAAAUAUUCCGUUCAGGAGUAAAGUAAAGGAUUCCUACUAUUAACUAUAACCCAACUAUCGAACGCAUGUAGAAACCCUCGUGGACAGAGCCUAGAAAAAGCUAACAUAAUACCAUAAGCUUCCCAUAGCAUGCUCUACGCCAACCGACACACCAAGAAUAAUCAGUUAACUAAACCCCUCGGUUCGGUUUCGAUUCGUUCACGUAUUUAUUUGUGUUCAUAACAGUUUUUCUCCGUACUGCCAUUUUCAAUCCCCAACGGAAGCUCGUGGUUUCAGCAUGCACCCGACCCCGCCGGUACUUUUCAGUUCCGCGUUUUUUUUUUUUCUUCCGUUGACUGUUACCGCCGGUUUUUACACACUGGACGUUUAUUUGUUUUUAUUGAGUUUUUUUAUGACACACACCCGCUUGAAAUUAUUUGCUAGUUAUUUGUAGUUAUUAUAUUUGGUGUAAAAAAAGAGUUGUUAGUAGCAGUUUUUUUAGCGACCGGACGAGAAUGUUAAUUGUUGGUGCAGGAUGAAAGUUUAGUCUAUUGCGGUAAGAUUUUGCUGAGUUACCUGAAUUCAAUUAGCUUUUAGAAUCACGGAACGGAGUUUCAGCUGAGGUGAACCAUUGUAAAAUUUUGAUUUCAGUAUGCUUUCGUAUAAGCACUGUGA